UGAAGCUAUAAGACUUGCCUGUUCUCUCAACACUUUCCAACCAAGUAAACAUACUGCUAAUUCCUCAAACUCAUCUAUUAUCUUAUCUUUCGAAAAAUUCUCUCCUUACACUCUUAAAAGUAAAAGAAGCUCAAUAUGAUCAGCACAAAGAAGCUCCUCAAGAUGGCAAGAAAGUGGCAAAAGAUAGCUGCCGCUAGCAGGAAGAGGAUCUCUUGGCCUCGACCAGUGGCUGAUAAAGGUCACUUUGUCGUCUAUACAACUGAUGGAAGACGGUUUAUCAUCCCUUUGGCUUAUCUCAAGAGCGAGAUUUUUAUAGAGCUCUUCAGAAUAGCAGAGGAAGAGUUCGGGUUAACAAGUUCAGGGCCAAUCACACUUCCCUGUGAUUCGAGUUUCAUGGAAUAUGCAAUCUCUAUGAUCCAAAGACGUGUAGCUGAGGACUUGGAAAAAGCAUUGAUCAUGUCAUUGGCCAGCUGCAGAUAUUUCUCUGUGUCACAUGAACAUCAAGAUCAAACAAAUUCACACUUGUUGAUUUCUAGUUUCUAGAACAUAAUUUUGUUUCUCCUUUUGUAUAGAAUUGAACCAACAUAGAGUAUAUAGUUAGUUAUAGUCAGAAAUUUAAUGAGAACAGAAUUCAGAUUCAAAUCAAACAUUUUCUCCAUUGUGUGAAUAUACCCUUCAAAUUUAAUUCGUCUUGCCGCACGCAUGGUAUAAACUGCAAAAGGAUUA
Spinacia oleracea (spinach) is the source of this 726-nucleotide messenger RNA. RefSeq names its product auxin-responsive protein SAUR66-like. Bases 136 to 543 code for a protein of 135 amino acids. Gene Ontology annotation, biological process: response to auxin. The record is from RefSeq and is a predicted model, not a curated record. The transcript has a single exon. NCBI's taxonomy places the organism in Eukaryota, Viridiplantae, Streptophyta, Magnoliopsida, Caryophyllales, Amaranthaceae.